AUGGUGUUCUACCUGAUAGGAUUAGGACUGGGUGAUGUUGAAGAUAUUACUGUAAAAGGUUUGAACAUAGUGAGAAAGUGCAAGCGAGUCCACCUUGAAGCGUACACUAGUAUUCUGUGCUACGGGUUGGAUAAGUCGAAGCUCGAGGAGUUCUACGGGCGUGAGCUGUAUAACUUCGGUGAGACAGUCUCUAUAGUGAUGUGGCUAGACGGAUGGGAACCGGAUAGUUACUACGACAAAAUAGCGACGAAUAUGGCGAACGGAUUCCAUACACUAUGCUUGCUUGAUAUAAAGACGAAAGAGCAGUCGAUAGAAAACAUGAUGAGGCUAGUUUUUCAACAGAUUUUGAUCCACCUAAAUUCGGCCUUUCAAAUUCUGUGGAUUUUACAAUUUCAAGUAAAGAGUCCCUCAACAUUCAGGGGGAGGAAGAUCUAUGAACCUCCUCGUUACUUAACAUGUGCCGAGGCAGCCACCCAACUGUUGAAGAUAGCGGAGCGUAAAAAGGAGGCUGGUAUUGAACCAGCCUACAACGAGUCUUCGCCAUGUGUGGGGUUGGCGCGAGUCGGUUGGGAUGAUCAAAAGGUCAGCCAUCCUAUAAUACAGUUCAUAGUCGCAAUAUUUAGUCUCUGUUUAGAGCUUCUUAAAAAUAGUAAGGGAACUGUGUCUAAUUGGGAGAAUCCUCCAAGCUUACUGGAGCGAAACAAGUUACCUGCUAGGUAUAGGAAAAAGCGCCCUAGCCCCACAAAGGCUGCGCUCAUGCGGAGGCUCAAGUAG
Messenger RNA from Cooperia oncophora, 774 nucleotides. The record is from the annotation of a GenBank genome assembly. Lineage: Eukaryota; Metazoa; Nematoda; Chromadorea; Rhabditida; Trichostrongylidae.